CCGAAGGGAAAGACAGAAAUGUCUUUAAAAAAACAAAAGAAAUCACAGAUCAUCAUUCCAUAAUACACUUCAGUCACCAUUAUAAUACACACACAGAGACACACACUUGAGUUUAGAACAGUGUCAGCAAAGAUUCCAAUUUUCCAACCAAUCUCUACUCUCUUUUUCUCACAACAUAUUUAUAUACCCAACCUACUCCUCUUCUUACACCAACCGGUAAGUACUGUCACUGUAUCACCGCCGGUGGUACCCAGUGAAAAAAACAGUAAAAAAGAAAAAAGAAAAAGGAAAGAGAACCCACAUUUGUCCUUCAAUUAUUUACCUACCAAGUACUAGUACUACCAACAUAUAUAUUUGAAAUUCAAUCAUCGAAAUUCAGAGUCUUUUAUUUCUCUCUCCACUAUGUGGGUAUCAGAGUAAAGUGGAAGCUGAAAUUUGCUCUGUUUUCAAGAUGCUUUGCUGCAAGAAUUCAGUACAAACUGGGCGUGGAUCGGUGCCGGUGUACUUAAAUGUAUACGAUCUAACUCCCAUGAAUGGUUAUGCUUAUUGGCUUGGUCUUGGGGUUUACCAUUCCGGUGUUCAAGUUCAUGAAGUAGAGUAUGCAUUUGGAGCUCACGAGUAUCCAACUACGGGAAUUUUCGAAGGGGAGCCGAAAAAGUGCGAGGGAUUUAUUUUCAGGAAAACAAUUUUGAUUGGAUGGACAGAGAAGACAACUGAGGAAGUAAGAGGAGUUAUGGAAGAACUUGCUGAUAAGUACAAAGGAAAUGCUUACAACCUUAUUACAAAGAAUUGCAACCAUUUUUGUAGUGAUGCUUGUGUUAAACUCACCAGCAAUCCAAUUCCCAGUUGGGUUAAUCGACUUGCAAGGAUUGUAAUUAUUGGUGUAGGUUUCUUUUGCCAUUGUAUCAUUCCCAUGAGCUUAAAGUCUACUAAAGUACGCCACCAUCGGAUGGAGGACAAGACAAGUGAAGGGGACAGCAAGAAACCUCAGAGCAGCUCGAAUAACCCAACUCUGUCUUCAAAUCCAUCAGGUGAAGGGAACAAAAAACCUCGGAGCAGCUCGAAAAACCCGACUCCGUCUUCAAAUACAUCAGGUGAAGGGGACAACAAGAAGAAACCUCAGAGCAGCUCGAAUAAGCCAACUCCAUUUUCAAAUCCUUCAACAGCUUCUUCGCAAUCUCCUCCAAUUGCCAAAUCCACAAGUAGUAAAAAAACCAGAAGCCCGCUACCUCCAUCUUCGCCGUUGACAUCAGAUUCAAAUGCAUCAUAAAAUUUCUUGAUGCAGAAAGGCCAUGCUUCAUUUGAUUCACUUUUAUUCUUUUGCCCGUUCCUUCAUAGGGCUAACAACCACUCGAGUAGCCUUUCAAAAGUUCAAAUAUUGUAUAUGCAAAUGCUUUCAGUGAAAUGAAAAUCUAAAAUAUGCAGCAACAAGCAAA
Molecule: messenger RNA, 1436 nt
Organism: Lycium ferocissimum
Lineage: Eukaryota; Viridiplantae; Streptophyta; Magnoliopsida; Solanales; Solanaceae
Product: deSI-like protein At4g17486
Exons: 3
Coding region: 452-1270 (272 amino acids)
Biological process (GO): protein deubiquitination
Molecular function (GO): deubiquitinase activity
Source: RefSeq, a predicted model, not a curated record